Medioppia subpectinata is the source of this 579-nucleotide messenger RNA. The record is from the annotation of a GenBank genome assembly. Lineage: Eukaryota; Metazoa; Arthropoda; Arachnida; Sarcoptiformes; Oppiidae.
AUGUUCAGUUUUGGUAAUAUCAAUGAGAAGUUACGGGUCUCACGACUCGACUGCACCGGUGAGACAGUCGUGGAUCUGUUCGCAGGAAUCGGUUACUUUACGCUUGUGUUUGCCGUUCACUGUCGACCAGAACUGAUCCAUUCGUGUGAAUGGAAUCCAAACGCCGUCGAAGCCCUCCGAAGAAACCUCGAACUCAAUCGAGUGUCCCAUAAAUGUGUCGUCCAUUUCGGCGACAAUAGACUCCUGUGUCCGGUCGGUGUCGCCGAUCGGGUCUAUAUGGGACUCAUACCGACCUCAUUGGACAGUCUUCGGGUGGCCUGUCGUGCGCUUUCCAUAAAGAGCUUAAAACUUAUUUUACAUAUUCAUGAAAAUGUUUCACACUUUGGCUCUAAAGACAGAACUCAGGUGUGGAGGGAUUGGGCGCUGGAUUUGUGCUUAAAAGUCAAUGAAAUCAUGUUAUCAUUAUAUCCGAGCAUCAAAUGGUCGAUUGAAAUACUGGACAUCAAUAAAGUGAAGUCUUAUGCGCCACAUAUCGAUCAUUUAGUCGCUGAUAUAAAGUGCAAUCAAAUUAAUAGAUAA